CUACCUCCCAUCUCCUUCAGGACAAUGAAGCUUUCUGGAUUUCCUCUCUAUCUUCUGUGUGCAGCCCUUCUCCUGUGGCUAGCACAUGCCUGGUCUCUCAAGAAGUGUCUGAUCUCCAUGGAUAUACAUCACAUAGAAAAGAGCUUCCAGGGAAUAAAAAGUACAAUUCAAACAAAGGAUGUCUUUCAGAAUGUCACCAUCCUGUCUGCAUCUGAGACCCUGUACAACAUCACGCCCUCAGAUGUGUGCUGCAUGACCAAAGACAUCGUAGGGUUCUAUGUGGACAAGGUCUUCAGAAAUCAUGAGGAGUCAGACCCCAGAAUCCAGAGGGGUCUCAGCACCAUUGCGAAUUCUUUCCUCCGCAUUCAGAAUUCCCUGGAGCAGUGUCAGAAUCAGAGGAACUGCAGUUGUCGAAAAGAAGCCACCGAGAAGUUUCAAAUCAUUGUUGGAAAUUAUGAGCAGAUGGAGGCCAAAGCUGCAGCAAUUAAGUCUCUGGGGGAACUAGACAUUUUACUAUCCUGGAUCAGCCGGAAUCACCGACCUAAGGCUGCUGCUAAGUGA
Molecule: messenger RNA, 561 nt
Organism: Trichosurus vulpecula (common brushtail)
Lineage: Eukaryota; Metazoa; Chordata; Mammalia; Diprotodontia; Phalangeridae
Gene: IL19
Product: interleukin 19
Exons: 5
Coding region: 25-561 (178 amino acids)
Source: RefSeq, a predicted model, not a curated record